Prinia subflava (tawny-flanked prinia) is the source of this 862-nucleotide messenger RNA. RefSeq names its product small integral membrane protein 32 (gene SMIM32). The transcript has a single exon. The record is from RefSeq and is a predicted model, not a curated record. Lineage: Eukaryota; Metazoa; Chordata; Aves; Passeriformes; Cisticolidae. Bases 170 to 490 code for a protein of 106 amino acids.
UUUAAAAGAAAGUCAUUGAGCCAUGCGAGUGAAUUAAUUUGUUUUAGACAACAUGCGGCCGGGUUGCAGCCUUUUACAAGCAGGAACGUUAUUUCUUUCCUAUGCCAAAGACUGACUGCAUUUGCCCUCCUGUUUUUACUUCUGCUGUGGGGGAAAUUUAAGCAAGAACAUGUAUAGUGAAUUGCUCAAUUCAACCAGUGCCACUGAAGCUCACCUAAUGAUUCAGACCAACACGCCCUACCUGAGCAGCACCCCGAGACCCGUGAGCUCCUCCGCUCUCUACAUGUCGACAGCCAGGGUGUUAAAAGAAGGGGAAAUAAAUAAGCCAGACCUGGUGACUUACAUCAUUCUGUUUUUCUUUCUGUUCUUGACUGUGACAUUCAUUGUGUUCUUCAUAAACUGCCAGCUGAAAAACUCUUUUUUUGCUACUCUUCCUUACGACAGAUCGCUCAGGGAGGCGAGGAACCCGUGGAGGACACAAGCUGUCUGACACUUCUCAUUCCAGCAGGAGCAGGCACCACAAACCCCGUGCAAUAAGGAGUUAGUGCCAUGUGCCAGUGCAUGGAUGUGACCCCCUUUAGAGUCAUGGGCAGGAGGAGAUUGCUGAAAAUUAUGCUGUAUGCCAACUUGAGUAGCUGUAAAUAAAAAGCUCUGUUCUGAACUGAAGAGAAUGCUUUAGCACAUUUAUACAGUUUCUGCAAAAAAUUGCCCCAUGAUUCCAGAUUAAGCUCUGUGUGUAUGCAAAUGUCAUCAUCCACUCAUUGAGUGUCCAGGAUAAUUGUAUUAACAACAAUCUCUGAUUCAGGCAUCUGGUGGAGCUUGUUCCCCCAUGCUUAUAAAACCAAGCAUCAAAUGUAAAAAA